GGAACGGAAUAUGAAUAUAUAAAUAUAGAAGCCCGUGAGAUUUCGUGAGGCCAUAAAUCAGAAGGCGAAGAGGCGAGAGAGAGGAAGAUACAGAAGCCCUUAAGACUUCGUGUGGCAAUAAUCAAGAGGCGAGAGAUAAGAAAUCGCAGGUGUGAGGGAGAGGGAGAGAGGCAAUGGGGAUGGUCAAGGCGGUACUAGAGCACCCGGAGGAUCUGAUCCCUCUGACGAAGAUGAUGAUGACGGCAGAGCAAAUCAAGAGACAAAUCCCGCCGGAACCCCACUGGGGAUUCGCUUACUCUAUGCUGCAGAAGGUCUCCCGCAGUUUCGCACUUGUAAUUCAGCAGCUCGAUGCCGAUCUUCGCAAUGCUGUGUGCAUCUUCUAUUUGGUUCUCAGAGCCCUCGAUACUGUUGAGGAUGAUACAAGCAUUCCCGUUGACAUUAAGGUGCCAAUUUUGUUAGAAUUUCAUAAGCACAUAUAUGAUCGUGACUGGCAUUUCUCAUGUGGUACUAAUGCUUACAAGGUUCUGAUGGAUAAAUUUCAUUUUAUUUCAAUCGCCUUCUUGGAACUGGGUAAAAGUUAUCAAGAGGCAAUCGAAGAUGUUACCUUAAGAAUGGGUGCAGGAAUGGCCAAAUUUAUGUUCAAGGAGGUAGAGACUGUUGAUGACUAUGAUGAGUAUUGCCAUUAUGUGGCAGGUUUAGUUGGCUUGGGACUAUCAAAGCUUUUUCAUGCUUCUAAAUUGGAAAAUGUGGUUCCAGAUUUUCUUUCCAAUUCAAUGGGCUUGUUUCUUCAGAAAACAAAUAUUAUAAGGGAUUUUUUGGAAGAUAUAAAUGAGAUGCCAAAGUCUCGUAUGUUUUGGCCUUGGCAAAUUUGGAAUAAAUAUGCUAACAAACUAGAGGAUUUGAAAUAUGAGGAGAACUCUGUAAAAGCAGUGCAAUGCUUGAAUGACAUGGUAACCAAUGCGUUAGUUCAUGCUGAAGACUGCCUCAAGUACUUGUCAAAUUUGAAGACUCAUAGUAUAUUUAGAUUCUGUGCCAUACCUCAGGGCUUACUGCUAGAAUCAGUGACCAAACGAGAUCGAUGGCAGAUGUUUAUGGUGCAUUUUAUGAUUUCUCUUCCUUGCUCGAGACGAAGAUUGAUGAGAAGGAUCCUAAUGCUAUCCUCACUCGCAAGCGUGUGGAUGCUAUAAAGAAAGCAUGCGUAUCAACUGGCUUACUAAAUAAGAGGGGACUUUAUGUGGUGAGAAAGCGGGCAAUGUACAGUUCUGUAUUGAUAAUGGUCGUGGUCCUCCUCCUUGCUAUCUUUUCUGCUGCACCGUUGAUGAAAUGGUGAUUCGUCACAGCUAAAGCUUUGUCUGUCAGGUUCGGUACGUUUGUGUAAAUUUGGGAAGCAGUUACCGUAGCGCUUGAAGAUAUUUUUGAAGUUCUGCGUAAUUAUUUUAUUUACAAGUGUAAAAUUAUAUGAAUAUUCUGUGAAAAUUUUAAGAAAAUGUAACGCAAGCAAUAGUAGGCUAUGUCCCCUUUAGAGGUAUUUCACCAUAAGAUGAGCUUCUGUUUCUGUAAUUGGUUUGAGGAUAACUUUAUCCCAGAGAGUAAAUUGUUGUGGUUGAUAUUGCUUGGUUGAUUGA
Dendrobium catenatum is the source of this 1625-nucleotide messenger RNA. RefSeq names its product squalene synthase. Gene Ontology annotation, biological process: lipid biosynthetic process; farnesyl diphosphate metabolic process. The record is from RefSeq and is a predicted model, not a curated record. Gene Ontology annotation, molecular function: squalene synthase [NAD(P)H] activity. Lineage: Eukaryota; Viridiplantae; Streptophyta; Magnoliopsida; Asparagales; Orchidaceae. Gene Ontology annotation, cellular component: endoplasmic reticulum membrane.